AUGUUUGCCUCCAAUGCCGCGUCGUUCUUCGUCUUGAUGGUGGCUGCUCUGACGGCCACGGCGAGCAACCACGGCUCCUCCAAGCACCACGACAUCUUGGUUCGAGCCGCACCUUGUGCUGCCGGAAGCUACGCCAACUCUGCUGGGUGGCACGUAUCAACCAGCCUCCGGCCAGACCUCUCGUGUAUCCCCGCCACGAACGGUAGCUAUGUCCCCAACAACGGAGCGACUACCUCUACCCUAUGCGCUGCCGGCAGCUAUCAACCUCGCGCUGGCCAGAACUUCUGCUAUGGUGCCCCGUCUGGUCGUUUUGCUAGCCAGCCUGGGAUGAGAGGCGUCUGCGGCGCGUGCUGUGGCUGGACGACUACCCAAACCAACUACAACACGGGCGUGGUCAAAUGCUCUGGUUCGACUCCGUUUUCUGGUCGUGCUUCUGGCUCGGGUUGUGUUUCGACGCGUCAAGGUUGUGACCCAGUUGCAACUUGCGCGCAGGCAGCGAAUGGAGCUUGCCCCGACCAAUCGUUCGAAUUCGUCGGACCGGCCCCAGGCGCGAUCUCCAAGGCAACAUACGCCGCUUAUGGCCUCUUCAAUGUCGACCCAAACCCGGCGAAUGCGAUUAUAUUUGAAAUCCAGCUGGACCCGACCAUGCAAAAUGGGUCCAAGCUGAAUAUCAAGGCAACGACUACGUCAUACGCGGCGACUUAUCCGUUCAUGGGUGGUAUCGUCGGCGCAGCCAGCUCGUCGAACGACUUUGCGAGUGGAAGUCCUAACUAUGCAUAUAUUCAAGGCACUUCGCAAACACCUACUGGUUCUGGUCCACAAUCUGUGCCGAAUUCAUUCCCUGGCAGCCCGAGCUUUGCGGAAUCUUCAAUUUGGUCGUACGAUCGUGUUUCUACGCGUGUGAGCCCGCAAUGGAUCAACACCGACGGAACCAGCCCUGCGACAUUCCCCAUAUACCUUCCGGACUACCAGGCGAUUGCGAUCACGGGAGAUGUUGCGGAGUUCACCAACCAGUUUGGGACUGCGACGAGGAUAUCCUUCACGUAUUUGCCGUGA
Mycena indigotica is the source of this 1056-nucleotide messenger RNA. RefSeq lists its product as uncharacterized. Bases 1 to 1056 code for a protein of 351 amino acids. NCBI's taxonomy places the organism in Eukaryota, Fungi, Basidiomycota, Agaricomycetes, Agaricales, Mycenaceae. The transcript has 13 exons. The record is from RefSeq and is a predicted model, not a curated record.